AUGGCUUCUACCCAGUUAGAAAAUCGCGCGACAGAUUCGCAGCCACCAAUUCUAACAAUGCAACAUCCAAGUGCCAAUGGAGCCAGCAGAAUAAAAACCGUUAGACCGGUUACCGUCAAAUCGGUCAAACGCGGACAAAGAAACGGUUCUGUCGACUCUCCGUACCGAAGUGUGGACAACAUCUACAUGAGGAGCACAAGAGGGGCGUCAUCGAUCAGAAGAAAGCAGGUCGGUGCCGGUAGGAAUGAUGGGGAGGAUGAAGAUUACACCCAUUAUCGGUGCCUCCAUCGCCGCUGUCGUUGUCAGCGCACCAACUUCCACCAGCGACUUCCCAACGCUCAACACCACCACCGUCAGAUGGAAAGGAUCAGCAGCCGCUUUGGAGAAAGUAAGGAUGGGCUCAACCAAGAUGUGGUCGAUGAUGUUAGUGGCGUUAGAAACUACGACAACAACGAUGGUUCCAACAACAACAACAACAAUGUUGAUUGCAACAAUAACAAAGAUGAUCACAACAACAUCAACAUCAACAACAACAUCAACAACGUAUUAGAUUAUCCAUUAGCAGACACCAUCCAUGAAACGUUUAUAGAUUGUGCUGGAAAGAAUGCAACUGGAAGAGAGCACAUUGAAGUGCAUACAACUGACCACAACAGCAUGGACAACAUCAGCAUUCAAGUCAUAAACAACAUCGGCAACGAAAAUAAAGACAGCUUCCACAACAAAAAAAGCAAAUCAACUUUCUCCAUCUUCAACAUCGGUUGCAGCAACAAAACAAAACCCAGCAAACCAGGCAGGUACAAAGAAUCGAAAUUCUCAAAAAAAUGCAACAGCACAUUUCUUUUAUUGAAGGCCAGUUUAUCCAGGCUCGAUAUUUCAAGGAACAACAAGGCAAAUAAAGCAGAAGAUGAACAUGACAUCAAGUUUACCGACAGCAACAUCAGUGACACGAACGGAAAUGGUAACAUUAACAAUAACUUUACUACUGAUAAUAACUUUAAAACUAACCCAAACAGGACCGUGCACAAGAACCAAGACAGCCUUCCUCAGAGGAACAAGGCAGACGACAAGGCUGCAGAACUCGAUUCAUCCUUGGACGGAAUGUUGCAAAUGUUGACCGACAAAUGUCUGACCAAAUUGGGAAAGUCAUACAAACCAAUGGUAGAAGUUGUUGGCAGCUGCAACAGUCUGGCUAAGUCAGCAACGACGAAACAUUGCGGAUACUUGAAACGUCACUUUCUCUCGAAGCAUCUCGUCUCCAGCUGCCAGACUCCAGGCCUGUACGUCUCCUGUCUCCAGUCCCGCUCUGGAAAGUUACUCGCCACUUCAAACAACAUCCUUCCUACGGUCAAGGUCAAUGUCGAUCACGUGGCUGACAUUGAAAAUCAUUUCUAUUGGCUGAUGAAGGCCAGCAGUGAUUGGCGGUUAGUGAAAAGUCUGAAAUCCAUCUUUAAAACAGAAAUCGGAGUUUCAAAGAAAAUGGAUACAAACGUCAGACAGGAUCAAGAUGCAUUUGCGAUCAAGUAUGCCAUUUUGAAGGCGGUUCGUUGCCUUCAAAAACUCACAAGGAAUGAAGACUUGGGAAAACUGCAUUGCAGCGUUUUCAAAGAGAACUCUUCUUCAGUGUUCUUGUUCGUCAAUGAAAUUCAAGAUGCCUCCUCUUCGUCUUCCUCAUCCUCUCCAUCACCAUCAUCAUCCUCACAUGUGUCCUUGUCACCUCUGGUCUGGAUGUCCAUCGAUGACCUAUCGUCAUCAUCAUCAUCACCAUCUUCAUCGUUGUCGUCAUCACCAUCAAAAUUGCCACUGCUCAAAUGCAUAGCAUCGAGAAGUUCUGACAUACUGUCGAUGAGUGAAGGAGAGUUGAAGGAAGGAAUGUACGUUGGCUACCUAAAGUUGUCCUGCCGCGUGCAGGGCUUGGACAUCCUCGUCUCCAAACAACAUCUCUCCAGCUUCCCUUCCGUCCAGUUGGACGAUGAAGAUGGCGUUGAUCGAGAGGAUAACUUCCGGAUGCUAAUGAAGGACACCGGCAAACAAAACUAUGAAACUGAGUUCCCCGUGAUGGAGAAGCAAUUCAAAGAAAUGCUGCUAUCCAAGUGCAAUCAACUCAUAGAUGCCGUCGACACGCAAACAUCUGCUGCAACCUCAUCUGAAGCUGAUGAUGAAGUUGAAAUCGCUGUUGAACCAGCCACUCCAGCUGCACAUCGUCUCAACAAGAUGACCUUCACAUUGAACAACCAGGUGACCAUGACCUUGCUAGCACCACCAGCUUCUCUCGUCUGCCAACUCCUGCAAGACCAACUGCCCAACCCUCCACCAUCCUGCACCUACCUCCCACUCCGAACUUUCGAGAUGAUCCAUCUUCACGCCUACCAACCACAAAUCUACCGAAAGUUCAGCAAGUUGUCGACCAUCUUGAAUUUGCUAUCAGAGGUCUGCAGACGUAGAAAGUUGAUCCUGGAAGCUUCUGACAUCAGUGACUCACGUGACGAGGAACUGACCGAGCUUCUGGAAAUUUCCGCCUGUUCACAAGGCAUCCAACGAGAGAUGAUUGAAGCUCUGGCAAAGAAUCGCUGGCUGGCUGGCGUCAUCAGACAAGCUCGUCUGCCGUCUUCGAAGGAUUUUCUACCUCUGAUUGAACUUUUUUGA
Messenger RNA from Helobdella robusta, 2643 nucleotides. RefSeq lists its product as hypothetical. Gene Ontology annotation, biological process: regulation of establishment of bipolar cell polarity; establishment of mitotic spindle orientation. NCBI's taxonomy places the organism in Eukaryota, Metazoa, Annelida, Clitellata, Rhynchobdellida, Glossiphoniidae. Gene Ontology annotation, cellular component: spindle. The coding region runs from base 1 to 2643 and encodes 880 amino acids. The transcript has a single exon. The record is from RefSeq and is a predicted model, not a curated record.